GUCGGACUCGAGCUCUGCGAAGGGAAAGAACGACGUCAGGGCUUUCAAAAAUAGCUGUAUUUUACCGACGCAAGGGGAGGAUCGGGUGAAUUCGGCCAUUUAAGUGGAAGAGGAGAGAUGACCGAUUGAAUUAUUUAGACAAGCAUGUCAAGAUUCAUGUGGGGAACAAGCAUCAUUUUCAACAUUCUCUGAAUUCAGAUUACUAGAAGAUGGAGUGCAGGGUGUGCCUCGAUACCUAUGACCAGUCGGAGAAAAGGCCCAAGGUGCUGCCAUGUGGCCACAGCUAUUGCUCCAUUUGUGUUGAUGACUUGGUCAAGGAAUACUCCCUGACAUGCCCCAAGUGCCGUGCCCGGUAUGCUGUCUCCGAUGCAUCUCAGUUCCCCUUUGCUUAUGACCUGGAGGAGGUGCUCAGCAAGAUGAGGAUGAUCCCAACAGUGACAACGACCGCUAAGACCCGACCAAAAUCAGGACGAGGAAUUAGUAGAAAGUUGAAUUCACUACGGGAGGAGCAAGAGAACACCAUACUCAACAGCACGUCUGACUGUGAGGAGACACUAUCCCAGCUCCAUGGAUACAAUAAUGACCUCGGAGAGUGGGUGGCAGACCAUGAGGAGCUCAUCAACAAACUCCUAUAUAUGAUAAACCUGCACAAGAAAGCUCAGCAGCUGUUAGAAAAAGAGCAGGACAGAGUGAUGGAGCUGCACCAGGCAGGUAAGCAGCAACAGCAGGUGCUUAGGAUGGCAGAGGACUCACUCGUAGCGGCCCGGACUGCAAAGGAGGUGGUCACUGCCAUCGACCGGGCCGACCGGUACCAUUUGGCAGCCGAGGAGUGGAUUCAGAAGUGCCAGAGCCUUUUCCCAGAUACUGAUACUGUUCACAUGUCCAUUAAGGUACGGGCAGCCACCAGAGAAGCCCUAGAGCUGAUGAUGCAGGAGGCGAAUCGGGAGCAGACGGGCAGUUCCAUCGUCCCCCAAGGAGAUAAAGAUGCUAUCAUGCACAUCCCAGGCGCGUCAACCACGACAAAAUCAGUCAGCGGUAAUACCUCCGUGCCGAUGCAAAUUGCAGAUGACAAUGAGGCUUCAUGCAUGGACCUCGUAGACAGUACUUACUCUUCGCCAAAGCAUUCGUUGUGUGGCUCCAUUCACUCACCCGUACCGGAGCCAACGUCUACCAUCCAGCAUAAGGUCAACCAUAUCAAAAAGACAGCAACAAGGGUGCUCAGGGCGGAGAGUCUCCAGACCGACAGACACGUUAAAGCCUUACUAAACCUAGGGGAGGUGUAUGCUGUGCAGGAGCACCAGGGAAGCCUGCGCUCCGCUAAGAUAACCAUACGGCAGGGAAUGAUUUACCUCCACCACCUCCAGCCUUGCCCCCCUCCAGCUCAUGCCUACACUCUGCCUCACAAUAAGGUCAUAGGUCUCCUCGACCCCUCUUCCACCUUGGCCUUCCUGGAUCUGGCUUGGCCGGGAAUGCCGUCCCAGAGGCUGCACAUCCGAAUGGGUGCCAACAACCUGUGGAGCACGCAGUUCGUCCUCCUGUGCACAGGUGAAUGGGGACCGACCUAUGUCAACACAAAGAUCCUGGAGGUAGAACGCAAAGACAAGCCCGGAGAAUGUCUGGUUGGAGGCGAUUAUGAAAACAACAAUGGCAGUGGUGGGUCUUCCAUCAUGUCAGAACUGGAGCGGGAUGGGCACAGCUGGCUGCCUGACACCACUGGGGCUGUUGUAGCCAGAUGGGGCAAUGACAACCAUCGUGGGGCACAAUUUGGCAUCCGGACCAGAGACUACACUGUGCUGACGGUCCCUACUGCUAUUGGCUUUGUGGAAAGUGGUUUGGACAUUUUGAAAGCUGCAGUAAGUCUACCUGAUAUAAGCAGUGUGACAAUAGUCGACUGCGGUGUUGUUAUUCCCCGCUGACCCUGCUUGACUGUAUCUUCCUGAUGCAACUGUCACAGACAAGACUAUAGUUGGUAAUGUUCAAAGUACACUGAUAUCCUCAAACGUACAAGUGUUCAUCAGACCCAUCACCAUCAUUGCAUAUAUUCUCAGUAAUGUGAUACAUCAUUGUGGGUUUGCAUUUAUAAUGAGAGCGAAUCAUCCUAUACUCUUGUUGAAUGAAGCUGAAUUUUAUAAAGCCUAUUUUUUUAACUUUAAGGUUGAAUUUUGAAUAUGUCCCAGUUGUAUUGUAAAGAAAUGAUAUAUAAUUGUAGAUCCUGUUGAUUCACAGGAGAGUAUGUUCAGAUUUUGAUGUAGAAGUAUAUUGAAAUUUAUUCAGUUUCAUACAUUUUGUUAAGGACUCCAAACCAUACUUAUUUAUGGGGUGUAUAGUAAAAAUCAAGAUUGAAUUAUUCUUCUUACUUAUUUUGUAGUUAAAACAAAUGUUAAUGUAAAAUACUGAGCAUUUGUUAAUCAUUUUCAUCAGCUUUCAUGUUAUCACAUAAUGCAACAUCUUUUGUCAUGAUGAAUGUAUAUAUGAAUUCGCUUACAUCAUAUUUCAUGGGGCGAGGAGGACUGAACGUGUUUUCAAAAUCAGAUCACUUCCUCUGCCUGAAUUUGAGACAAGGCUCUGGGUCUUUUAAGGACAGUGCAGUGGUUUAGGUGCAUUUUAGUGACCAAUCAAAAGGGAUUUCAAAGAUAAAAAAAUGUGGCUUUGGGGUCCUUAAGAAAAUGAGUAAAACUAUAUAACAUGCAUAGCCAUUAUCAUAAGAUUGCUUUGUCAGGAUUUCAUCAAUCCCAUCAUCAAAGUCAUGAAGUUUAUCAUGGAAUGAGUGCAAUUGUAGUUCAACAGAUAGGAUAAUUAUUGAUUAUCUGUUACAGUACAUAAGCUUUAUAUUUGUAACAUUAGCAUGUAGUACAAUAGGAGAUACAGACAGUUAUACAGAUGUGCAUACACACACACACACACACACACACACACACACACACACACACACACACACACACACACACACACACACACACACACACACACACACACACACACACACACACACACACACAUACUACAAAUACACUUUUAUUUAUGUUUUGUAACUCUUGUAUUUAUUUGUCUUAUUACUACUUUUUGACAUACAGUCAUAUACAGGGUAUUUGUCACUGUUAGACAGAGACUUGAGAAUUGUAUACAUCGUUACUGAAAAGCAAAUGGAAAUCAGAUUAACAGGUCUGCUUUGUAUGAGUUAACCAAGCCAAAAUAAGAUUACGCAUGACCAAAAGCCAGUGGCGGUGACAUUUACUUUUUGAAAGAAGGAAUGUGAAGUCUGAUGGAGGAGCUCAGAAAGAAGGCUUGAUUAUGGCCAUUUUCUUAAUCUAGUACAUACUUUGGUGCAAGUGUUGAUGUAAGGUUUGCUUUGAUCCAGUUGUGGAAAAAAGAAAAAUAGAAGAUCUAUUGUAAAAUUAGGAAAUGGUAUUUGGUUCUUGUUGAAUUGAAGACCUUUUUGAAAUACCAGGUAGCAGGAUGAUGGGAUGUUUGUGUAUAUAUAUAAGUGGUAGAAUCAUGAUUUUUCCAAGCGUUUAAGCACAUGAAAAAUGUGUGAAACCUGAGAGGGUCCUAUUGGAGUUCGGCCCAGUGAGUUAAUUGAGCAUUAAUGAAUGAGAGACUGUGAGUCUGUGUUUGUAUUAUUGCUCUCUUGGGUGUGGCGUUCUCCUUACUUUUUCCGAGCAGAUAUCUCAAGAAAGGCUGUGGAGCAGAUGUGAGGUCUCGAGGCAGACGAUCAAGAAGAGGACUGUUAUAGGUAAUUCCCAGGGAAAGGUAAGUGGAUCUUUUUAUCUUUUUAAGAGAGCAUAAGGAGGAAUUCAGUCAAUGAUGUAUAUUGUAGACCUGGGGAAAGACCAAAGGGCAUUGUAGAAUUUAAGAAUUAAAAGUAUGUGGGUCAGAUUGGAAUGGGUGAGGAUGCUGUAAGCCACAUUGACACUGGCAGCCAUCUCAUGUAAGUGGGCGGAGGCAAUAAGCUUUAAAAUGCUACAGAUACGUCAACACUGGUAGUGAGCAAGAGUGGGCAAGUAUAGGCAAGUACAGGAAACGUAAACUUAGCAUUUCUAAAGCUAAGGUCACACUAGUCAUCGCUGUCCCGGGACCCCUGGACAACCUCGCCGAAGUCUGGCCAGCUACAGCUUUGUGAUUGGUCAGCUGACCUGACUUUGGCAAGGCUGUCCAGAGAUCCCAGGAGAGAGAAGACUAGUGUGACCUUAGCUUAAGUUGAAUUACACGAUUCAAGAUUAUACUCAGUAAUGACAACUAGAAUAAUUAAUGAAAUUAAAGCUUACUCAGUUUACCCAUAAAUUUUAUAAAUUCCAUAAUACAGAAACAAAGCAGCUGCCUCCUCAUGUCUGUUUGCAUUUGCUUGCUGCUAAUGUGUGCAUGGCUUUAUGGUGCAUUCCUGCAGGGAGCAUCAGUAGAGCAGAGUGAAGAAGUUUACGAAGGCUUAUUUCAGACCUGUGUCCCUCAAAAUCAGCCAGUUCCAAAUUGCAAUUUUAUUUAUUUUUGUUAUUAUUGGUAUUAUCAUUAUUGAUGUUAUUAUUAUUAUUAUUAUUAUUAUUAUUAUUAUUAUUAUUACUGUUAAUACUAUUAGUAUUAUUGUUUGUAUUAGUAGUAGUAUUAUUAGUAUUAUUCCUAUUAUUUUUGUUUUUAUUGAAGUUAGUAUAUUUGUUGUUAUUUUUAUUAAUGUUAUAAUUUGGGGGGGUAUCUCACAUUAUUAAGAUGAAAUGCACAAGGUCUCAGGAACUCCCUAUAACACAUACGUAAACUUUAAUGACUGGAGAUAAUUACAACAAAGCACCUUUGGUCAUGAACAGUUUAGGCUAGGAAAGAAAAAA
This is a messenger RNA of Penaeus vannamei (Pacific white shrimp), 4814 nucleotides long. Lineage: Eukaryota; Metazoa; Arthropoda; Malacostraca; Decapoda; Penaeidae. The record is from RefSeq and is a predicted model, not a curated record.